Molecule: messenger RNA, 516 nt
Organism: Tetrahymena thermophila SB210
Lineage: Eukaryota; Ciliophora; Oligohymenophorea; Hymenostomatida; Tetrahymenidae
Product: transmembrane protein, putative
Exons: 5
Source: RefSeq, a predicted model, not a curated record
AUGACAGAAUAAGGUGUUGAUUAGUUGAUUGCAGAUUUUUAAAAGGAUAAAAUCAGCGUAAGAUCUUAAUUUCUUCAAGAUUAUUACAAUUAGUAAAAAAUUGGAAAAAGAUCAGAGUUCGAUCCAAGAGAUCCUCUUGGACCUCGUCUCUCUACUUAUUGGGAUCAAGGUGAUAAUGUAUUUUCUGUGACAUAUAAAAAAUUAAGCAAUUUCACAUAUAAACUAUUCAAUCCUGAUACUUAUACAUAGUUAUAGCUAGACGAAUUGAAAUAUUAGGUAAAGCUGAAUGAUGCAUACUUAUUUUUAGGAGCUGCAGUCCUGUCAGUACCGAUGAUAGUAUUUAUUCCUUUUAUAUUACCUAGAAUGAAAAGGGCAAAAAGAGAAUAUUUCAUGCAUUAAUUUAUAAAGAAAUCAUUCUUUGAAAAAGAAUUAGGAAUAGAAAAAGCUAAUUAAAAAAAAUUAAGACUUCACUAAAUGAAACAAAUACUAAAAAAGAGAAAUGAGAUAAACGAGUGA